CCGGCGCGCAGGUCGGUCGGCGGGAGGUGGGUGCCUGCAGGUCCUGGGUUCCAAUCCCGCCUUGGCCGCCUGUCAGCCGUGCCCCGUCGGGCCAGUCACUGCCCUGGGCCUCCGUUGCCUCCUCUGGAAAAUGGGGCUCGAGGCCGUGAACCCCGAGAAGGAGCGUGGGGAGGCAGAGGUCACGGGGUCAAACCCCGCCUCCGCCGCUUGUCAGCUGGGGGACUUGGGCCGAGUCCCUUCACUUCUCUAGGCCUCAGUUGCCUCAUCUGGAAAACGGGCAUUAAGACGACGUUAGAAGGAAGGCCUGCUCCGCACUUUGGGGUCCCCUUGCCUCGCUCCUCCUCUUCACCAUGCCAGCUGGGGUGUCUUGGUCAAACUACUUGAAAAUGCUCAGCGCUACCAUGUUAACAAUGCUUGCAGGAGCAGAAGUGGUGCAUAGGUACUACAGACCCGAUCUUACUAUCCCUGAAAACCCACCCAAGCCGGGCGAACUCAGAACGGAGCUGUUGGGGCUGAAAGAAAGACAGGAUGAAGUUCAAAUUUCUCAACAACGGUGAUCAUUUGGUACAUCUAAAGUGGAAAAUCAAUGUUUGAAUUUAUUUUUCUGUCUAUCAAGUGUCAAGCUACUUGACUUACUGUAUGUAAUGUAAAGCCACACAUGCUGAGGUUGUUCAGAAGAGCUUCAUGAAUUACGUUUGAACUGAUGUUACUGAAGAAGUUUAACUAGAUGUGCCACAUGAGCUAUUGGAAAAUGGCUUUGAGGAUGUUUCGGUUUGGUCUUCAAUUUUUCUAAUGCCCAUUAAAACACCAUGCACAUCUACCUACUUUGAAAAAUUUGAAAUAUAGUGUAACAAUUGAACUAUUUAGAAUGAGUAUAAUAAAUGACAUUUUCAGUAAAUCA
Molecule: messenger RNA, 901 nt
Organism: Ornithorhynchus anatinus (platypus)
Lineage: Eukaryota; Metazoa; Chordata; Mammalia; Monotremata; Ornithorhynchidae
Gene: C14H12orf73
Product: chromosome 14 C12orf73 homolog
Exons: 3
Coding region: 351-557 (68 amino acids)
Biological process (GO): mitochondrial respiratory chain complex III assembly
Cellular component (GO): mitochondrion
Source: RefSeq, a predicted model, not a curated record